AUGCUCAGGACAGGCAGUCUUCUGUUGUCUGCAGAGGAUACGCCGCCCUCAUACCCGACUGAACUGGAUGCCCGAUUAGACGGUUUGUUCUCGUCUUUCGUGGCGUCCUCAAUGCUCAACUCACCCUCCAGCUACUACGGGCAUCAGAAUAAGCUCAAUACCCUUCUGCGGAUGGCGAAUCUGAUGGCCAUCGCUCCGGCCCUCGAGAAUGCAUGUGCCACCGUCAAGGAUAUCACGCUUAGUGAUGAAGGGCAUUUGACGGCCAUCCGCCUUGGGGGCAGCAUUGGGGACGUCGAAGUAACCCUAAGCCUGAAUCCCCAUACCCUUAUCCAGACACAUCGGCAUGAUAUCGCGCUGCAAGUUGCGGACAUGCGCACUGAAUUGGCCCUGGUCGACGGAGAACUGACGGAGGCCGUGCUAACGGGCGUAGGCAUUGAAUCUAAUGACCGCUCAGGCCGGGGCGUCACGGAUAUCCGAGCAGAGUGCUUUCUUCUGAUGGACGAACGUGCUGAGCGACUACAUCAGUUCAGGGAUACCGGUGGCGUAGUCCCAGCUAUGAGCGAGACACUGUACGUUUCCAGCUAG
Molecule: messenger RNA, 585 nt
Organism: Aspergillus caelatus
Lineage: Eukaryota; Fungi; Ascomycota; Eurotiomycetes; Eurotiales; Aspergillaceae
Exons: 2
Coding region: 1-585 (194 amino acids)
Source: RefSeq, a predicted model, not a curated record